GUGUAUAUAUAUAUGUUUUAAAUAAAUAACACUGACUCGGUCAGAGGUUGAUGAUCCCCGUGUGUAAAUGUAGACACCCCGAGAAUCCUCUCACAGAAGCCUCGAGAAAUCACGCGCAGAGCCGCGCUCGGGUAUAAAACAGCCUUCAGACACUCUCUGGAGCAGCCUGACAAUCUUCACUUCAUCUGUCAACAAUGAACGACUCCAACAGUGUUUCAGACAGUAAGGCUAAUAAGCCUCUUACAUUCCGCUCAACGAAGGAGAUGUUUGAGAAAAUGGAGGAAUCAUUCAAAAUAUGUGCGCAGUGUGAGAGACUCCCAUCACAGGUCACGGGUCAGCUAAAGCGAUGCACACGCUGUCUGAAUGUGUAUUACUGCAGUAAAGAGUGUCAGAAGAAAGACUGGCCUCAUCAUAAACUCUACUGCAACAAACUGCGCAUGGCGGCGGUGGACAGAUGCGUCGAGUGGCUCCUUUAUAAAGGAGAUCUUCCUUUUCCUACGGAGGUGUGGUCUCGUCCUGCUAACAAAGUAAGUUGUUGGAAGGACUGGUUGUCUAUGCAAGGAGAUCUGACACCCCGUCUGGAGCCCAUCCUGUCCGGACAAAACAUGACAGACCUCUGGGCCAAUGCCUGCAGGCCGCGGCCGGAGGAGGCGGAGCUUCGUGAGUCUGUGUGGCGGGUGUGCAGCGAGUUUCUCUCCCGGCCUCUUACGAUCGGAAUGGGACUGAGGAUGUUUAACUUGGAUCUGUACUCUCGGCCUCUCACUGUUCACGUGGUCGGAGCCGGUCAAAGCGAGACCCUGGGAGCCAGAGUCUCAGACAUGGACGAGCUCAACCGCAUGUUCCCGGGGCACCAGGGGCUGGAGGUGGUGAUGGUGGGGCCCGAGGUGGUCAAGGGGCCCAUCGUGAGGCCUCCGCUGAGGGCGUUCGGACCCCGGGGAAGAGUUUACAUCAGCGCUUACAAGGGACUCUACCACCAGUUCUGGGAGGAAGUUAUAGAGAAAGGAGAAGCAGCCAAACCAAAUCUAGUGGUUGGAUUUCACCCAGGGUUUGAAGGACAGGAAGUGAGUCAGGAUUGGUUGCCGACACUCCUGCUGCUACGAGAUUACAAUAUCCCGACUUUAUUCACCAUGAUCAAUGAUGCAGAGCUGCAGACUUCUCUUCAGAUGUUCUUGGAGUUGGAGAUGCAUGUUAAGGACUCCGGCUCAAACCCCUUCAGCUCUUUGAAACCUGAACAACUGCCAAAAAGCCCCAACAAAGCGCCCAUUUAUGCCAACGCUCACUACAUUUCUUUCUGUGGACUGCUGGAGAUGAAAGAGGAGGAAGAACAGAACUAAUACUGGAUAUUUUAACCGAACAUUAACCUCAAUUUUAUUUAAAAGAUGAUGCUAGCAACUGCAGAAGACAGACUUUAGUAGUUUACGUGUUGAAUGAGAGUCUACAAGUAGUGUAUUGUUUGUUGCGUGAUGUUUUUUCCAUGCAGAGCACAUAAGAAUGAAAUAAAAUGUGAUGUGAAAAUGUGGGGA
Molecule: messenger RNA, 1523 nt
Organism: Megalobrama amblycephala (Wuchang bream)
Lineage: Eukaryota; Metazoa; Chordata; Actinopteri; Cypriniformes; Xenocyprididae
Gene: mss51
Product: MSS51 mitochondrial translational activator
Exons: 6
Coding region: 195-1334 (379 amino acids)
Source: RefSeq, a predicted model, not a curated record